Molecule: messenger RNA, 1877 nt
Organism: Olea europaea var. sylvestris
Lineage: Eukaryota; Viridiplantae; Streptophyta; Magnoliopsida; Lamiales; Oleaceae
Product: probable sugar phosphate/phosphate translocator At3g11320
Exons: 4
Coding region: 591-1529 (312 amino acids)
Cellular component (GO): Golgi apparatus
Molecular function (GO): antiporter activity
Source: RefSeq, a predicted model, not a curated record
AAAUGAUUUUGAAAAAGAAUAUUUUCACGUUGUUCACAAUUAACCAUUCAAUUCUUUACUUUUGUUUUAUCUUCUUCCUUAAUUUGCACAAUUCAUUGAAUGAAUGAAUUAAUUGCCCAAACGCCAAUUUAAUUAAUUAGCAUUAACUCAGCUUCCUUUCGUUUGAUUUUCUCUCUCCCUCACUCAACUUCUUCUGCAAACAAUUUCUUCGUCGGCCGUCCUCAAACACAGAGCUGCAACUUCGCCUCACUUCCAAUUUUCACACUCACAGGUUCUCAAUUGUCCAAAUUCUCACAGAUUUCUUCUCUCUUUCUAUAUCAUCCAAUACCUUCCUAUACUUAUGUAUAUCUAUAUAUGUACACCCAAAAAUCUCCAGUUGUAUUUUUCUAAAUAUGCAUUGUUGUUAAUGGAAAUUGAAUCGAAUCAGAUCCAUUGAAGCCCACAAUUUCGACUUUAAAUGUCCCUCGGAUCCCUCUUUUUCUUCUAUUCCCAUGCCCCCUUUCCCAACUCUAAUAGAUCAAUUCGCAAUUCUUCAUAAUCCCACCUCAUAAAUUUGUUCAUAUUAAACAACGCUUUUUGGUUUUUGAAAAAUGGAAAAAAUGUCUGCUGCGAAAUCGUCGGGCCGAUUUUUGACGAUUGGUUUAGUGUCGGCAUGGUAUUUUUCUAACAUCGGGGUGCUGCUUUUGAACAAGUAUUUGUUGAGCAAUUAUGGGUUCAAGUACCCCAUUUUCCUGACCAUGUGCCACAUGACGGCUUGCUCGUUGCUGAGCUACAUCGCAAUCGCGUGGCUGAAGAUGGUUCCAAUGCAGACAAUAAGAUCUAGGGUUCAGUUCAUGAAGAUCUCUACUCUUUGCUUGAUUUUCUGUGCGUCUGUUGUUAGCGGGAAUAUUUCGCUCAAGUACUUGCCCGUUAGCUUUAAUCAAGCCAUUGGCGCCACAACUCCUUUCUUCACCGCUGUAUUUGCGUACUUGAUAACUCAGAAAAGAGAGGCAUGGUUGACAUAUGUGACUUUGAUUCCGGUCGUCACUGGGGUUGUCAUUGCUAGUGGGGGCGAGCCAAGCUUCCACUUAUUUGGAUUUAUCAUGUGUGUUGGAGCAACAGCUGCUAGGGCACUUAAAUCAGUGCUGCAGGGGAUUUUGCUUUCUUCUGAAGGGGAGAAGCUGAAUUCUAUGAAUUUGCUCUUGUACAUGGCUCCUAUAGCUGUUGUAUUCCUACUUCCAGCAACACUCUUUAUGGAGGAAAAUGUAGUCGGUAUCACCUUGGCACUUGCAAGAGAGGAUAACAGAAUUGUUUGGUUACUCCUAUUUAAUUCUUCUCUUGCAUAUUUUGUAAAUUUGACCAAUUUUCUGGUUACAAAGCACACCAGUGCUUUGACUCUUCAGGUCCUUGGAAAUGCAAAAGGGGCUGUGGCUGUUGUAGUCUCAAUAAUGAUAUUUAGGAAUCCCGUCUCAGUUACUGGAAUGCUCGGGUACAGUCUGACUGUUGUCGGUGUUAUUCUCUAUAGUGAAGCGAAGAAGCGUAGUAGAUGAAAUGACUAAACUGGACGAGCAUCAACUGUGAAUAUCAUCUGUUCUGUUUUGUAAUGUGAAGAGAGGUUUGACCUUCUCAGGUAAAGUUUGGACCAUUUGUUGGCAAUUAACUGCAUAUGGAACAUGUCUUCAGAUUUGUCCAGUAGCCUGGGAGAGAGGCCUCAACACAUUAUUUGCCAGAGUUACAAAUGUUAAACGAGAAAUUGUCUUAAUUUCGUUCAUGGAAGAAAAAGAAAAUCAUUUUUUGAACUUUAUUUUCAUUCAGGAAGAUUGUAUAAUCACGAUUCAAAUUACGUAGCAUGUUUGCUUUUUUGCCGUGAUUUAUGAAAAGCCAUGUAAGUUUACAAA